Molecule: messenger RNA, 460 nt
Organism: Chara braunii
Lineage: Eukaryota; Viridiplantae; Streptophyta; Charophyceae; Charales; Characeae
Source: the annotation of a GenBank genome assembly
GCGGGUUCAAACACACAGGGUCGACUUGAUACUGUACAUGUGCGAGUACAGGGCUAGGGGUCGAGCCCUGGGAUCUGCAUCUGCUACUGCGAAGCCACCUUACGAUACCAGAAUUGGCGAUGCGUUCAUCAUUCAUUACACUUAUGGAUGCGACUACACCCUCAAGGGUGAAUUCACGCCUGGGCAAUAUGGGGAGUGGCGGUUCGAUAAGCGGAGUUGGACGGGGGGACCACCUCCGAGGAACUUACCAAUGCCGCCUAAAGGAGCGCCAGAGACAGUGGUGGCACUAGUCUCCAUGGUGAACGAGGCUUCAGCUAACCUACCACGUUGGGAUGCUCGCUUGUGAUGACGUUUUACAAAACAUCUCAUUGCGACAACCAUCUGGACCGCACCCACGUGCUGUGCAAGUUCCCUGCUUCUUUCGGCCGGAAUCCUUUUCGAAAUCUGUAGCUUCCCAAGA